Messenger RNA from Pieris rapae (cabbage white), 1114 nucleotides. RefSeq names its product 2-methoxy-6-polyprenyl-1,4-benzoquinol methylase, mitochondrial (gene Coq5). Gene Ontology annotation, biological process: ubiquinone biosynthetic process. The coding region runs from base 146 to 1030 and encodes 294 amino acids. Gene Ontology annotation, molecular function: methyltransferase activity. The record is from RefSeq and is a predicted model, not a curated record. The transcript has 7 exons. Lineage: Eukaryota; Metazoa; Arthropoda; Insecta; Lepidoptera; Pieridae.
UAUAAAAAAAAACCCGUAACUUAAAAAAAAUUAAGGCAAAUGUCAAAUAAUAGGGAACUGAUUACUGAACAAAAUAAAAUAUGUUAUAAUAGUAGAUAGCAGAACUUAUAUACAAAUAUAAACGAAAACAGUUUAUUUCACUAUAAUGUCGUUGAGAAGGGGCUUGAUUAGAUUUGGUAAUAUUCAAACAACACGAUCCUUUAAAAUAAGAUCAUUAAGUACUCAUACAGCUCCAAAUGAUCACAGCAAUGAAAGAAAACAAACACAUUUUGGUUUCGACACUAUUGACGAAGAGGAAAAGACUAAAAAAGUGUAUGAGGUAUUUGAAACAGUAGCUGAUAAAUAUGAUGUAAUGAAUGAUGUUAUGUCUUUGGGUAUUCACCGAGUAUGGAAGGACAUUUUUAUGCAGAAAUUGUCUCCUAGACCUGGUACAAAGUUGCUUGAUAUGGCUGGUGGAACAGGAGAUAUAACAUUCCGUUAUAUCAACUACUUGAGAAAUAUUGGACAAAAUCCAACAGAAAAACCUAGUCAUGUCACAGUAAGUGACAUCAACCAGUCUAUGCUAGAUGUUGGAAAAAUAAGGGCAGAAAGACAGGGUUAUACAGGCGAUCCUCUGGUGUCUAUAGACUGGCUGUGUGCUGAUGCAGAGAAAUUGCCAAUACCAGAUGAGAGUUAUAAUGCCUACACCAUCGCUUUUGGAAUCAGAAACUGUACGCAUGUGGACAAGGUUUUAGAAGAGGCAUUCCGUGUGCUGCAGCCUGGUGGACGUUUUAUGUGUUUGGAGUUCAGUCAUUUGUCAAACACACAACUUCAAUGGAUGUAUGAUCAGUACUCCUUCCAAGUGAUACCUGUGCUGGGGCAACUAGUAGCAGGACAAUGGAAGCCUUACCAGUAUCUUGUUGAAAGCAUUAGACAGUUUCCAAAUCAGGAUACAUUUAAAGCAAUGAUCGAAAACGCAGGCUUCAGGCAGGUUUCUUACGAAAAUUUGACGUUUGGUGUGUGCUCCAUACAUUCUGGGUUUAAGUUGUAAAGUAAUAUGUGCUAUAUUAAUGUUAAAAACCUUUUGUUAAAGUAAGUGAUAGAUUUGUGAGAAAAUAUAGUAUUAACAGUUGAA